Messenger RNA from Elgaria multicarinata webbii, 1464 nucleotides. RefSeq names its product Epstein-Barr virus induced 3 (gene EBI3). Lineage: Eukaryota; Metazoa; Chordata; Lepidosauria; Squamata; Anguidae. The transcript has 7 exons. The record is from RefSeq and is a predicted model, not a curated record. Gene Ontology annotation, cellular component: membrane. Gene Ontology annotation, molecular function: cytokine receptor activity; protein binding. Bases 120 to 1061 code for a protein of 313 amino acids.
AGGAGGUAAAGGGUGAAGAAACGAGAACGCCCGUGGACGAAGGCAAAAUUGGAUGGAGACCCGGUUUUGUUUUGUUUUUCUGAAGAGAGGCAAUAAUUUCUUAUCGUGGAAAAUCUGUGAUGGCAGAUUCUUUGCUUCUGAUGGUGUGGACAUUGAUCCUUGGCUUUGCCCUACCGGCAAAUGACGCCGGCGGACUCCUUGAAGAGGCAGCAGGCCCCACUGAACAGCACUACGCCAACCUUGGGGUGCCUGAAGUGGUCUUCUCAUGCCCCCUCCCUGAAGGCCCGCCUGCGGUGAAGUGGAAAGUGAACGGCACGUCGCCCGGCCUUUCGACACUGGCGAGAGGAGACGGCAGCUUGGCCUUGCAUAACACCAGCCUGGACCAAGAGGGGGAAUACACCUGCCACGAAACCGCCACGGGGCGGGUGCUGCGACGAGUCCACCUGAAACUGGGCUACCCGCCUGAGAAACCGUCAGUCCAGUGCCGUUCCGCCAGCUACCCGUCCGUCAACUGCGCCUGGAGUUUGGGAACUGAGCCGCACCUGGACACGUCUUUCUUCUCCACGUACAGGCAUGGCAUAGAAGGAGAGGUAUCUGAGUGCGUCCAACCCUUCUCAGGGGCCAACAGCUGUUCCAUUGCCAACAUGGAGAUGUUCUCUGUCAGUCCUUACAUACUGAACGUGACCGCCGUGAACCCUCUGGGGACGACAACCAGCCUUUUCAUCAUCUUCCUGGACCAGAUCCUCAAGCCUGACCCCCCGGAAGACCUGAAGGUCUCUCCGAUCCCAGGGGAGAGGAAGAAAUUGCAUUUGGAAUGGAAGCCACCCAGUUCCUGGCUGCUCCUCGAAUAUUUUCCCCUCAAGUACUCCGUCCGGUAUUGGAGGUUUGGAUCCCGCAGCAGCAAAACGACCAGGGCAACCGAAGAGACCUCCCUUGUCUUGACCGGCAUCCGUCCUGGAGGAACGUACCACAUCCAGGUGGCAGCCAUGGAUUUCCUCGAUAACGGCGAGUGGAGUGUAUGGAGUUCUCCAGCAACUGGGACACCCUGGAUGCCAGAGUGAUGGGCUUUGAAAUCCAGGUCCUAGGACACAAGGAGGUCUUUUGUAUCUCAUCACCCCUCCACCCUAGUUCUGUCUUCUGUGACUCCGUCAGUGUGGAAAUCACAUAGAGCCUGACUUGGGAAAACCUAUGGUCAAUUUCCAUGGGGAAAUUGACCGCAAUCUCAUUCUUUUUCUGCCUUUUCACCACCAUCCCGUUUUUGUUUUGAUAAAAGCAAGUUUCUAUCCCCUAUUGUGGCAAGGAUAGCUUUUUCAAAAAAACAGAAAACAGAAGUUGUGCCCAUGAAAGUUCUUUUGAGUCUUCGGACGACUGAUAGCCUGUUACCAGUAUGUGGAACUGCAGAAUUCCAUCAUCCAUUAUAGGGUGCAAAUCUACCCUUUUCUUCUUUUGAAUGAAAUAAAUGUU